AACGCAAAUUCAGAGCCGAAGUAACACACACAUAGACAACAAAAAAAAAUAUAUAUAUGAAGAAACUAUAUUCCAAGAGAAUUAGACUCUCCGAAUUGAUGGAGAAAUGGAGAAAAAGGAAGAAAGGGUACUUCGCUGUAUACACGAAAGAAGGUAAAAGGUUCGUUUUGCCAUUGAAUUAUCUAAACCACCCGAUGUUACAAGUGCUACUGGAGAUGGCUGAGGAUGAGUUUGGGACUACCAUUGACGGUCCUUUAAAGGUUCCUUGCGAUGGAAGUCUAAUGGAUCACAUCAUCAUGUUUGUAAGGAGAAGUAUGUCCGAUGAUAAUGAUGAUGUGGAGAAGUCAGAGAUUUAUUCCACUAUCAGCACCUGCAAGGGAGCUCCAGUCUCUUCUCUCUUACCUCUCUUUCGUGGACAGAGUCAGCUUCAAUCAUUAGUUUCAUAACAGUGUGGAGUUGUCAAUUUUGAUGAAAUGGUGUUGUGUUGUAGACUUGUAAAUAGAUUUUUCCGACAAGGGUUGUGUUCUUGUUUCUGUAUCCUACUAUAUUAAUUGAAAAGUA
Camelina sativa (false flax) is the source of this 561-nucleotide messenger RNA. RefSeq names its product auxin-responsive protein SAUR66-like. NCBI's taxonomy places the organism in Eukaryota, Viridiplantae, Streptophyta, Magnoliopsida, Brassicales, Brassicaceae. The record is from RefSeq and is a predicted model, not a curated record. Gene Ontology annotation, biological process: response to auxin.